Entrophospora candida is the source of this 1713-nucleotide messenger RNA. NCBI's taxonomy places the organism in Eukaryota, Fungi, Glomeromycota, Glomeromycetes, Entrophosporales, Entrophosporaceae. The record is from the annotation of a GenBank genome assembly.
AUGUUAAACGUUUCAAUAAGUUCUGCUGCUCCUUUACUAAAAGAGAGAGCUGCGCAAACAAAUCAAAAUACUAUUGAUAAUAGCAUUAAAGGUACAUGGGAGGAAGUUGGAAGAACUGGUGUAUCCGCGAUGCAUUGUGUACUAGUUCGUCCCACUAAAAUGUUAAUUAUCGACAAAGCUCAAAAAAAUCCAGAAGCAAUAUAUCCAGAUGAAAGUUAUGCUUAUACAACCGAAUAUGAUCUUGUAACAAAUACUUUUAGGAUAUUGACUUUAAACACAAAUACUUUUUGUUCGGCCGGCUCUUUUCUUGAAAAUGGUACUUUGAUAGAAACUGGUGGUGCUGAAAAUACUGUAUGUAUUGGUAUAUCAAUUAAUCUACAUGAAGAAGGGUUUCAAUCAUUAAGAAUGUACAGACCAUGUGAUGACAAUAAAUGUGAUUGGACUGAAUACCCAAAUUUUAUGAAUUCUCCUAGAUGGUAUAAUACUAUGGUUAGUUUACCUAAUGGAGGAUUACUUAAUUUUGGUGGUUCAAAAAGAGCGACAAAAAUAAAUACGCACGAAUUAGAGAAUCUUUCUUUUGAAACUGUACCAAAAGACGAUACUCCCAUUGAUUAUGAAGUAGACUUUCUUAUUGAAACCUUUCCGUAUAAUUUAUAUCCAACUGUCAUGGUACUGCCUGGUCCUAAAGAACAAACAUGGUUAUUUUUAGCUGCAAACAGCAAAGCUGAAAUAUGGGAUUAUGUUAGUAGAUCAACUGUAAAAAAAUUACCUGACAUACCCGGUGGUCCUCGUUACUAUCCAUUAACCGGUUCAACCGCUUUGCUUCCAUUGUCCUAUGAAGACAAUUAUACAUCUGCCGAAUUUAUAAUUUGUGGUGGUGGUAGUGCCGAUACUCUGGUACCGGAUUCACCGGCCGCAAAUGAUUGUGCAAGAGUUAAUAUCACAGAUCCGAAUCCGGUUUGGAAAUUGGAACCUUUUGGUAACAUGCCAAAUGGUAGAAUAAUGGGUGACACUAUACACCUGCCUGAUGGCACUUUAAUGUUUAUAAAUGGCGCUGGUCAAGGUUAUGCAGGUUGGGAUAAGGGCCCAUUUGACAACAGACUUCACACAGCCAGUCUUCCACAAAAAGCACCCCUAAUAUACGAUCCGAAAGCCGACGAGGCUAACAGAUGGAGAGUGCUAGCCGAAGAUCCAUUAGUACGUGUUUACCAUUCAGUCGCAAGUUUAUUGCCAGAUAGUACUAUUUUUGUUGCCGGAAGCAAUCCAAAUCCUAGUUAUUGUGACACUUGUGAAUAUCCAACAGAGUACCGCGUGGAAAUAUUUACACCACCGUAUUUAUUAACUGGAGCCGAUCAGGCUGAAAUUAAAUCAGUAGCUGGUACAAGUGAUUUGAAUGCCGUCCAUAUUAAAACAAGAGUUUCGUACGGUCAGGUGAUAACUGUGAUAGUUGAGACUGAUGAUGAAGAACCACAAUUUACCGCUUCAAUAAUACACAUGGGCUUCAUUACUCAUUCAACUCAUAUGUCAUCAAGAAUAAUACUAUUAAAGAUUCAGCAAUUAAUACGAAUUGACGGUGGCUUUGCUGUUGAUCUUACUAUGCCACCAAAUUCAAACACAUUACCACCUGGUCGUCAUCAUUAUUUAUACGUGUUAAACAAAGGUAUACCAGCUGUCACGGCAGUUGAAAUAGAUAUUAGAGAAAAUAAUGUUUGA